AAAAGCAGCAUGGCUGAUACGUUUGUGAAGAGCAAAAUCAGGGAUGACAAAGUAACCCUGUUCGUAAAGGCAGGCUGCCCCUACUGCAGGAACGCCAUGGAGAUGCUCAAGCAAUACAGCUUCGCGCCUGGACACCUGCAAGUGUUUGAUAUCAGCGGGCGGGGGGACGUCCAGGAUUACUUCCAGCAAACAACAGGGCAAAACACCGUCCCUCGCGUGUUCAUCGGGAGACGCUGCAUCGGAGGAUUAUCCGACCUGGAGCGCAUGUGCUGCAGGCUCCCCAGAAUGCUGCAGCAGAUCGGUGCCCUGCAGUAGCUGAAGGGAGAAAGAUGAGCAGGGGCUACGACCUCCUCCGUUGGACACAGACGCUCUGGGAGCAAAUCCCUGGCAACUUCCUUCUGCGGGAUCAACUGCGGCCUUUUGGCGAACGCAGCUGCUUUUCCUUUCGCUGAUACGUUUCGCUUCGAUAUGUUAACGUCUCCUCGUCCUUUCUGUAGCUCUGGGAAGAGGUCCAGAGCAUGAUCUGGUUCAGCCCAAUAAAAUCGGCUUGC
Gymnogyps californianus (California condor) is the source of this 551-nucleotide messenger RNA. It is a transcript of the gene GLRX, whose product is annotated as glutaredoxin. The coding region runs from base 10 to 315 and encodes 101 amino acids. The record is from RefSeq and is a predicted model, not a curated record. Lineage: Eukaryota; Metazoa; Chordata; Aves; Accipitriformes; Cathartidae. The transcript is spliced from 3 exons.